AUCUCAACUGUCAAAAUGGAGCUUGACAUCCAGUGUGAGGAGAUGAGCCCAUCUAGGUGGGCUGAACUUGUGUCCACAAUGAAAUCCUGCAAAACCAUCAGGCUGGAUGACUGCAAUCUCUCCAGCAGUAACUGUGAGGAUCUCUCCUCCAUCAUCCAUACGAAUCCUGCCCUCACGGAGCUGAAGCUGAACAACAACGAACUGGGAGAUGCAGGCAUUGAACACCUGUGUAGAGGCUUGCUGAUGCCAAGCUGUAGCCUACAGAAGUUAUGGCUGCAGAACUGCAAUCUGACGAGUGCCAGCUGUGAGACUCUCCGCUCCGUCCUCAGUGCACAGCCAUCCCUGACGGAGCUGCAUGUCGGUGACAACAAACUGGGAACUGCUGGAGUGAAGGUGCUGUGUCAAGGGAUGAUGAACCCCAACUGUAAGCUGCAGAAGCUGCAGCUGGAGUAUUGCGAGCUCACAGCUGAUAUUGUGGAAGCUCUCAAUGCUGCUCUGCAAAGCAAGCCCACCCUGAAGGAGCUCAGCCUGAGUAACAACACGCUGGGAGAUACAGCUGUGAAGCAGCUGUGCCGGGGACUGGUGGAGGCAAGCUGCAACCUAGAGUUACUACACCUGGAGAACUGUGGCAUAACCAGCGAUAGCUGUCGGGAGAUCAGUGCUGUUCUCAGUAGCAAGUCGUCGCUAGUAGAUCUCUCCGUUGGGGAUAACAAGAUCGGGGACUCCGGUCUGGCUCUGCUGUGCCAAGGGCUGAUGCAUCCUAACUGCAAAAUCCAGAAGCUCUGGUUAUGGGACUGUGAUCUCACAACUGCUAGCUGUAAAGAUCUCUCCAGACUCAUCAGCACAAAAGAGACCCUCACAGAGAUAAGUCUGAUAGACAAUAACCUGAGAGACUCAGGGAUGGAAAUGCUGUGUCAAGCACUCAAGGAUCCCAAAUCUAAACUCCAGGAGCUAUGGAUUAGGGAGUGUGGGCUCACGACUGCUUGCUGCAAGGCUGUCAGCUCGACUUUGAGUGUGAACAAGCACUUGAAAGUACUGUACAUAGGCGAGAACAAGUUGGGAGAUGCAGGUGUUGAAGUCAUAUGUGAAGGGCUGCUGCACCCCAACUGCAACAUUCAGUCCCUAUGGCUGGGUAACUGCAAUCUCACGGCAGCCUGCUGUGCGACCCUCGCCACUGUCAUGACUACCAACCCGUGCCUUACCGAGCUGGACCUGAGCUACAACCAUCUGGGAGAUGAAGGCAUCAGGAAGCUCUGUGAAGCCUUGAGGAACCCCAGCUGCCACAUGAAGCAUUUAAUUUUGUACGACAUUUACUGGAGUUCUGAAGUGGAUGAUGAACUGAGAGCCCUGGAAGAGUCCAAGCCUGAAGUGAAGAUCAUUUCAUGA
Leptosomus discolor (cuckoo roller) is the source of this 1386-nucleotide messenger RNA. Lineage: Eukaryota; Metazoa; Chordata; Aves; Leptosomiformes; Leptosomidae. The record is from RefSeq and is a predicted model, not a curated record.